Molecule: messenger RNA, 702 nt
Organism: Ostrinia nubilalis (European corn borer)
Lineage: Eukaryota; Metazoa; Arthropoda; Insecta; Lepidoptera; Crambidae
Product: probable ATP-dependent DNA helicase HFM1
Exons: 6
Coding region: 1-702 (233 amino acids)
Source: RefSeq, a predicted model, not a curated record
AUGAAAUACAUUAAAAUUAGUAUACAAAUAGCCCGGUAUCAAGCUCUAGCAGGCGGCAGCGAGCCGCUGCAGAGCUACUUACACAAGCGCCUGGCAGAGAACUUGAACAGCGAAACUGCACUUGGCACAGUGUGCGACGUUGCGCAGUGCGUGCAGUGGCUGCGAUCCACUUUCCUCUACGUGCGAGCGGCUAAAGACCCGAAGAAAUACUUGGGCCUGACGUCAACCGCUCCAGAAUAUUUGAUAUUGAAGAAGAUUGAAGAAUUAUGCGUAAGAGCGAUGAACGGGUUAGCCAGUGCUGGCCUCAUCUCCAUGGACGAGGCAAGUUGCAUCGAAUCAACCGAGGCGGGCCGACUCAUGUCUGUAUUCUACCUGGACGUAGAGACUAUGAAACUUAUUAUGAAGAUAGAGGGCCACGAAUCCCUAGAACGUCUGCUGUGGAUAAUAUGCGAGUGCCACGAACUGGCCGAUAUGCACCUCCGCACGGAUGAGCGCCGAACGCUCAACGCCCUCAACAGAAACAACGCGGCGGCCACCAUACGCUUCCCUAUGAAGGGCAAGAUCAGCACCAGGCAGAUGAAGCUUAGCUGCAUAAUACAAUCGAUACUAGGGUGCCUUCCCAUACCUGACCCAUCCCUCAACCAAGAAGCCAUGAAAAUCAUGAGAAUUGCUGACAGGAUUUGCAAAUGUAAACUGUGCUAA